Coccidioides immitis RS is the source of this 1806-nucleotide messenger RNA. Its product is annotated as anthranilate phosphoribosyltransferase. Gene Ontology annotation, cellular component: cytosol. Gene Ontology annotation, biological process: L-tryptophan biosynthetic process. The record is from RefSeq and is a predicted model, not a curated record. Lineage: Eukaryota; Fungi; Ascomycota; Eurotiomycetes; Onygenales; Onygenaceae. Gene Ontology annotation, molecular function: anthranilate phosphoribosyltransferase activity. The coding region runs from base 118 to 1434 and encodes 438 amino acids. The transcript is spliced from 2 exons.
CCACAGCAAUCUCUCGUUCCUUCACUUGACCCAUCUACAUUCCAUCCACGAAUCUGCUACGCCUUUACUUCGAUACCGAGCUUACGGAGUUCACAGGAACUCAUUUGCACAGCUACAAUGGCGGCAGAAAGCCCCACAAGCAAGCCGGAGCCAGUGUCCAUUUCACCACUGCUUCAGAGGCUCGCCUACCCCGACACCUCAGAGAUCCAGGUAUCAGCUGGAGAAAUUGCUUCAGCAUUUGCAUUGAUCUUUGAAGACCGUCUCUCAGUUAUACAGACAGCUGCCCUACUCACUUUGCUACAUUCGACUGGAUUGGACAGAGACUCGGAUGUAAUUGCGCAAUGUGCCAAUCGUAUGCGCGAAGCUGCCGAACAGACCGAGAGGGGGCCAUUGAGGAAAGUCCUACGAGAGAGGGGUCGAAAGGAGGGUGCGUAUCAAGGUGGAUUGUGUGACAUUGUCGGUACCGGUGGCGACCAACAUUCGACCUUCAAUAUCUCUACGACCUCGUCCAUCAUAGCCUCGCCAUUGCUUAUGAUGGCUAAGCAUGGCAACCGGGCACAGACUUCUUUCUCCGGUUCGGCCGACGUCUUGAAUUCAAUCGCACCUAGGCCACCUAAGAUAUCCGCCGUAAACUCGAGUAAUAUUGCGCAGGUCCUUGCCGAAACCAACUACGCAUUCCUCUUUGCACCCAACUUCCAUCCCGGUAUGAUGUAUGCCAACCCGGUCCGACGAGGCCUGGGACUCCGAACGAUAUUUAAUCUAAUGGGGCCGCUUGCCAACCCUGUGGAAUGGGCCCUGGAAGCUCGGGUAGUAGGUGUCGCUUAUCAAAGUUUGGGACCGGUGUUCGCCGAUGCGCUUCGAAUAAGCGGAGCUAAGAAGGCACUGAUAAUCUGCGGCGAAGAAGAUCUAGACGAAAUCAGUUGUGCAGGGAAGACGAACUGCUGGAGGCUUUCCGAAUACCCGAACCCUGAAUACAAGGGAAGCGAGAGCACCGAAACCGAGGAUGACGACGAUGACGAUGACGAUGAUCAUGAUCAUGAGGCGCCACCCAGAACUAUAGUUAAGCUGGAUACGUUCCAAAUUCAGCCGUCUGACUUUGGAUUGCCAGUCCAUCCACUGUCAGAUGUGGGCGGUGGCAAGCCGCCACGCGAAAAUGCCCUAAAGCUGAUGAGCAUCUUACGGAACGAACUCCCCCGCGAUGAUCCAAUAUUGGACUUUGUUCUCAUGAAUGUGGCAGCAUUGAUCGUUACUUCUGGCGUCUGCGAAGCGGACACCAGCAAUAUGGGGCCCGGAGAUGAUGGAAACGUCAUCAAAGAACGUGGCCCCGGCGGUCUCAGAUGGAAAGAAGGCGUGAGACGUGCGCGCUGGGCCAUCGAGAGCGGAGAGGCCUUGAAGUGUCUUGAGAAAUUUAUCGAUGUCACGAACAGGCUUUAAGGCGGGGAUGCUCAAUUUCUGCAAUAUUAAAAAAAAAAAAAAAAAAGGGUAAUAAGCUCCGACAUCUUCAUUUCCAACUCUCAUGCAGAGUACACAGUUAGAAGGAUUUUGGGGUUGGGACACAUCGUGCCCCCGAGGGUAAAAGCGAAAUUGGACAUCUCAACAUGUAUUUGGGUUUUCGGGAUUAGAAACAUCUAAUAUUAACACUCCAUAGCGCCUUGCAAAUGCUCGUUGUAAAAAGGGAAAGGACAAGUUUUAUCGACGCAAAAGCAGUUAAGGCCUUCUUAGCGUGUAAUCGGGGCAUCAUCGGGCUUGGAACUGGACCAUCCUAAAAAACGAAAAAGAAUACAUAGAUUAGCAUGCAUCCAUCAA